ACUAAGCAAGCAACCACUACUUCCGGGUUAAAACUGGAACACGGAAAUGUGCCGUUCACAGUUGUCCGAAUCAAUGGACGUUUUAAUCAAGCUGAACCGCCUUGGAUGUGCAGUAAGACUGCACAAGGGACGAGUGAGACACCAGAGUUUGCGUUCAGCAUCAGGGGGGAGAGACUUCCCCCCAGUAAGCCAUCUUAAUGUACAGCAAGCUACGGCCAUUUGGGAGCAGCGCUUUCGAGGAUGUGGGGUCUCCGAGCCAUACCUCUCCAGCCAGUACAUCAUGGCACACAUUCUGGGAGCCAAGACUAUGGCGAGCCUGGAUCCCAUCAUUAUGACAAAGGAGCUGACAGGUGUACAGACACACCGAUUCUGGGAGCUCUGCUCAAAACGUCUUGCAAGGAUGCCAGUGCAGUAUGUUAUUGAGGAGUGGGACUUCAGAGAUCUGACACUGAAGAUGAGGCCUCCCGUUUUUAUCCCACGCCCAGAGACGGAGGAGCUGGUGGGCCUGGUACUGGCCGGGUUCCAGUCGAGAUGGGACAGCAGAGUGCCAAGUCUGCGGUGUCUGGAACUAUGCUGUGGGUCUGGAGCCGUCUCCCUCAGUUUACUCCAUAGCCUACCCCAGCUCAGUGUAGUUGCAGUGGACAAGAGUACGGAAGCAGUGAGUCUGACUCAGGAGAAUGCUCACAGGUUGGGGCUUCAGGACAGACUAGAGGUUCGACAGUUGGAUCUCACUGUGGACGCAGAGGUGAUAUUGAAGGAGUGUGGUCCAGUCGACAUACUGGUCAGUAACCCCCCAUACCUGUUCUCCCAGGACAUGACGUCCCUGGAACCCGAAAUCCUCAGGUUUGAGGACCCAGCUGCACUGGAUGGAGGAGCAGAUGGGCUGCAGAUCAUUGCACAGAUACUGACUCUGGCUCCACACCUCCUAAAGGACCUGGGAUUUGUGUACCUGGAGGUAGACCCUAGGCACCCUCCAGUGAUCCAGAAAUUUGCGGAGGAAGAAAAGAUAGGACUGGAGUACAUUCAGACACACUAUGACAUCACGAACAGGCCACGUUUCUGUGUCCUGCAGAGAAGAGGAGCGGAAAACUAAACAGGGGAGCGAGUGUCAUUCCAUUGUCAUUAUUGUAUUUUUAUUGUUAUUAUUGUGAAUCCAUGUGCUUCGACUAUUGUGCAUUGUUAACUCAUUCUGUGCUUAAACUGGCCAUUCAAGCCUUGAAACACUGGGUAAUGCUAUGCCAAUUAAACCAUUCAUCCAGCCCACUCAAAUUUCAUUUUGAGAAUGAAAUCUGUGUCAAAGGGAGGAAAUAUUCAAGAAAGAAAAUGGAGCACUCUGCUGGGUCAGGACCCGAGUAGGCUGCUACGUGCCUGGUACAUUUCUCCCUCCAGCAAACAACCCAAAAUGGAUAUACCAAACUACCAUCCCAAACUAAUCUGGGAAGAUUGGGGUUGAUCUGGAUUCAAUGCUGGGAGGUGCAGUCUCAGCCACGUAGUCCCUGGGUGCAAGUGGAGUGUGAGUGCGGGAGAGAAAGGACUGAGAGAGAGAAAACCCCACUCCUCCACUCCACAAGCCCAAGCGCUGCACCCCCAGAAGCGGGCGUUGAGUUUCACUGGCUGCCUUCCAGCUUAGCGCCCUCGCCGUCCCCUCCCCCCCUCCCCCUCUCCCCAUCUCGUCUCCACUUUAUACUGCCCUGUUUUUCAAUACGUCUGUCCCAAUUUCUCUCUACGCUCCGCAAUUAGAAUUCCGAUCGAGAGUUUCUUUGUGGCACUAUUAUCGGUCUCACGCGAGUUGGAAAUCGCAUGGCUCCCAAUGGUUUUUCAAUUGUAUUUAAUAUUAGAAUUAUUAUUUAUUAUACUAAUAUUAUUUAGUAUGUUUCUCAUGCAAGUUUAUUAUUUUAUUUUUUAGCUCAAACAAAACCCUAAAACAAAAAUAAAACCGAUUACUGUUGCAUUUUC
This is a messenger RNA of Conger conger (European conger), 1956 nucleotides long. It is a transcript of the gene hemk1, whose product is annotated as HemK methyltransferase family member 1. NCBI's taxonomy places the organism in Eukaryota, Metazoa, Chordata, Actinopteri, Anguilliformes, Congridae. Gene Ontology annotation, biological process: protein methylation. Gene Ontology annotation, molecular function: nucleic acid binding; protein methyltransferase activity. The coding region runs from base 47 to 1093 and encodes 348 amino acids. The transcript is spliced from 12 exons. The record is from RefSeq and is a predicted model, not a curated record. Gene Ontology annotation, cellular component: mitochondrion.